This is a messenger RNA of Vigna angularis (adzuki bean), 2406 nucleotides long. RefSeq lists its product as uncharacterized. The record is from RefSeq and is a predicted model, not a curated record. The transcript has 3 exons. Bases 146 to 1480 code for a protein of 444 amino acids. Lineage: Eukaryota; Viridiplantae; Streptophyta; Magnoliopsida; Fabales; Fabaceae.
CAACUCAGACAUUGAAGUCGUGUUUCACCAUGGAGGGAAAUUUGAGAAUAAUGGGACAUUUGGAUAUCACUAUGGUGAAACCACAACUUUAAAAAUAGACUCUGAUCGAUGGAGUUAUUUUGAAAUAUUAAGCAUUCUAAAGGAGAUGGGUUAUAGGAAUGUAAAGGACUUAUGGUAUUCAUUGGAUUGUGGUCCUGUAUUAGAAGAUUGUUUGGAACCUUUAUUAGAUGACAAGGGUGCUUGUCAUCUGAUCAAUAUUGCUAUGUUGAAUGGUGAAGCUCACCUUUAUGUUGCACAUAGGGUGUGUGAACCUGAGUAUCUUCUGCAGUUGGAAUACUUUUCUGAACCCCAAAUUAAUAGACCUAGUGGUGAAGGACAAGUUGAGAGAGAGUGUGGUGAUUUACAAGUUGAUAGACCUAGUGGUGAAGGAGAAGUUCAGAGAGAGAGUACUGAAAAGCAAGUUGAGAUAGAGGUUGGUGAAGCAGAUGUUGAGGCAGUGGGUGAAACAGAGGUUGAGACAGUAGCACCUGAGGUAGAACCUGAAUCAGAAGUUGAGCCAGAAAUGAUAGAAGUUGAGGUUGAUGUAGUGGCUGAUGUAGAGGCUAUGGUAGAAGUUCAGACAGAGGCAAUGAUUGAUGUACAACCUGAGGUAGAACCUGAAUCAGAAGUAGCCCUAGAAAUGAUUGAAGUUGAGGUUGAUGUAGUGGCCGAUGUAGAGGAUGUCGUAGAAUUACAAUCAGAGCUAGUGGAGGAUGUUGGUGUGGAGGCACAGGUUGAGGUACAGCAUGAUGGUGUAGAGGCACAGGUUGAGGCAGAGAGUGAUUCAAAUGCUGAGGGAAACAUGGCUGUUGGUGUGAAUGUAGACGGGCAGUCUGAUGUGGAGGGGCAGGCAGAAGAAGAGGGUGAGGUAGAGGGUAAUGGAGUAGAAGCUGAUGAGUAUGAUGUUAGAAGUUGGAAUGGGUCCGAAGAGGAUGUAUUGAUUGACCAUGGAGAUGAAGUGGGAUUUGAUAUAUUUGAAGCUACUAAUGAAGUUGAAUUUGGUGGACCUAGGGGUUUAUCUGAUAGUGAUUGGGAAUCUGAGAGUUUGAACAGUGUUGUGGAAAGUGAUAACACAGAUGAUGACAAGGAUGGGUAUGGGGAUUUUGGUGUUUUUUCAAUACCCAAAACUAUGGAACAAUAUAAAUGGGAAGUGGGCACGUACUUCAAUGACAAAAAAGAUUUUACAGAAGCUAUAAGAUCGUAUGGAGUAGAGAAUGGUAGAAAAUUAAAAGUUUAUAAAAAUGACAAAAGAAGAGUGCGUGUCAGAUCUUGUGGGGCAAAAGGGAAAUGUCCUUGGAAUGCAUAUUGUGCAUAUAAGGCAGCUGAAAAUACAUGGCAACUAAGGAAAAUUGUAGACAACCACACUUGUAGUAGAGAAUUUAACAUCCGUUUAAUGACUUCAAAAUGGUUGAGUGGGAGGUUAGAGAAGACUAUAAAAUAGAAUCCGAAUAUUAAUCUGUAUAACCUCCAUAACAAAGUUUCUAAGAAGUGGAACAUUGGUGUUUCUCGGUCCACAACCUGUAGGGCAAAAGCAAUGACUUUUAAACAAAUAGAAGGUGAUUUUAAAUAACAAUAUAGAAGAGUGUAUGACUAUGCCAAUGAGUUGCUUCGGUCAAAUCCUGGUUCAACUGUCAAAGUUCAUGUUGAACCUAAUGAGGACACUCCAAUUUUCAAGAGACUAUAUGUGUGUUUGAAGGCCUGCAAGGAAAGCUUCGUGUCAUGUAGGCCUAUUAUAGGUUUGGAUGGUUGUUUCUUAAAAGGAAAAUUUGGAGGUGAGUUGUUAACUGCAGUAGCAAGAGAUGGGAAUGACCAAAUGUGUCCUUUGGCAUAUGCUGUUGUGGAGGUGGAGAAUAAGGACAGUUGGGGUUGGUUUCUACAUUUGCUCAUUGAUGAUCUUGGUGGUGUGGAGAUUUCUUCAACCAUCACAUUUAUGUCAGAUCAACAAAAAGGACUUUUACCAGCAUUACAAGAACUUCUCCCUGGUGUGGAGCAAAAGUUUUGUGUGCGCCACAUCUAUGCUAAUUUCAGAAAGAGGUUUCCUGGCCAUAUUCUAAAACGUCUACUAUGGAAGGCAGCAACAUCAACACACCCUUAAACAUGGGAAGCAGUGAUGAGAGAAGUUAAAGAGGUGAAUCCAGAUGCCUUUAAAUACUUAUUAGCCAUUCCACCAAGGUCUUACAUUGCCUGGUAGACCAAAAAAGAAGAGAAGGCUAGAGGCUUGAGAGCUAAAGAAAGAUGACACACAACUCAAGCAAAAUGGAACUCGUAAGAGAUGUUCCAUAUGUAGACAACUUGGUCAUAAAAGAAAUAGUUGUCCACAAGCUCCUCCAGCAAACCAAAGUCAAUAUCAAUCAACUCAGCAACCUG